GUUUAGUAAAUUCUAAAGAGUACAGCGGAGUAGUUAGCGGCGCUCGAGGAUGUGCUGCAAAGGCAGGCCAAAAGCAUAGAGCAAGUGCAGAAAAGCGCAUUUGAAAGCAGAGCCAAGGGAUUGGUGGUGGAGAUGCAGAGAGAGAGUGGGCAAGGGAUUCUAAUUUUAAAGCUGCAGCAGAAAAGCAGAAGAAAUUGCACAUCCAGUAAACAAAGAACUCCGGACACGAUCGGUCGAUCGCGGUAAUAUGCCACACGUAAUCGGUUUGUGCUAUCUUUUUGUUGUUCGUUUUGGUUUUUUUUUUUUUGUUUGUCAACUGGCUAUAAUGUGUGGACUGAUGAUGAUGUUAACGGCGAUGAUGGUGCUUGAUUGUUGAUUGAACUUUUGGGAGAAAUAAAAGCUGUGAACACUUGGUGUCAGCAGUGUGUUGGUUGUGUGUUGCUCAAGCAAUGGGAGUUGGUGAAGUUGCAUUUGAAAACUAUUCUACUUAAGCGAAAAUUUAGCAGCUGCCUCUAACAAGUAGACGACGUCGCUGCACGCGUAGCAUAAACUUCAAGGUGAACUGUGAAGCAAAAAUAAAGGAGGAAAAGCCUAAGCGCGUAGCAUCGCAGACGGAAAGGGCGAAGAACGUCAACGCACUCUGGUGCACCAGUCGCUCAUUGGUGGUGCUGGUGGUCUGCUGUUGCUGCUGCUGCUGCUGCAGGCAAACAAAAACCUACAAAAUCUAAGCAGUCGAAAAAGAAAAAGACGACGUUAAUGGGCAACCGAAAGAUUGCACUUGUAUGGAAUUCAAGGGUCUCGCUACAAUAAAAAAAACAGACAAUUAAACUGUCUUAUAUACAAACGAGUAAAUAGAAUAAUAACCGGCAACAUAGACAAUGGCUAAAACGCGAAUAAAAACAACGCCGAUGCGCUUGAAAAAGGAUGCGUUAAUGGCAACAACUGCCAGAACCGCUGCCGCCAUAACAAAAUCCGACACUACAACAGCAACGACGUGUCACAUUGCAGCACCGCUGAACGAUGCCAAGAAACGCUUCCGUCAAUCGGCAGUUCUGGCUAAUUCCGUGCACAGCGGUGGCGGCUCAUCGACGAUCAUUGUUACAGCACCGAAACGUACAAAUUCCAUUUCAUCAGUCGCCUCAUCCAUUUCGCAGAUCAGCGAUGCAAACUCUGACACCGAAUCGCCUCCACCACAAACAGCGCUAAAAAUGUCAACAACAACAACAACAACAACAACAGCAGCAGCAACGACAAAAUCUUUACUCACCUCACAUAUUUCUUCUCAGGCGCCGCCACGUACACUGAACAGUUUGCUGUGCAAACAUACAAAUGCCAUUUCAACGUUACGUAAUCGCAAAGUAUUUAUGAUCACUGAAAAAUCGGAUGAACCCAAAGGAGCGGAAACGUCCACAACGGCAGCGGGUGGCGGUGCAACAUCGGGGCAGAAGAGAAAAAUGUAUCUAAUCAUGGAGGAGAAUAGCUGUCCAGAAGACUGUCCAGGCGGGACUGAGGAAGGUGGUAAUUUAGCUAAUGAUGGCCAAAAUUAUGUAAAAAGAGAGAACGGUCUGAUUGUAGGCGCAGCAGGUGGUUCAAAAAAGUUGACACUCUUUGCUGACAAAGCAGAUAGUGGCGUGCUGACGGAGAAGUUUGAGAAGAUAUUGCCAGAGAUAUUGAAUCGUAUACAGGCCAAAGAUACGUCUGCGGCGCCGAUGGUGGCGAACGUGACGCCGCCGCCGCCGCCGCCGCCCCCGGUGGCCACAUCGAAACUACUGAACGGCAUUACUGCCAAUUUAAAUAUCGUUAAGUCUGAACCCGUACAACCACAACCACAACCACAACAACAACCACAACAUAACUUAAAAAAGACGACUGAAGAAACCAAUGAAAGACUACCAAUUACACUGCCACCAAAAAAGAAUCGCACAAAAAUUAUUUCAACAAACAGCAGCAGCAGCAACAACAACAUUUCGCAGAACGGUAGCAACAUUGUUGUUAACCCUUUUAGUGACAACUUUAAUAGCGGCACCGGCAGCAUUUGGGGCAACUUUAGCAACAGUAACAACAACAACAACAACAACAAACAACAACAUAAAAUUGGCACACAAUGUCAAAUUAAGCAGAUAUCUGCUGCUACGCCGGUCAUUGUGUCGGCGCCGGUCAAUGUGGCUGCGCGCAACAACAACAACAACCACAGCAACAAUGACAGUGCACCCGUAAUAAAGCGCUUCGCUCCACACAAUAUCAAUCACAACACCAACAACAACAACACAAACAUUAGUUAUGCAAGUAAUGCGAGUCAAGCUAAUGGUCCAGCUACCACAUCCAUGGCUCAAGUAGAGCUGGUGCCUCAUAAGAACAUCAAUUUGUCCACUGAUUUUCACUUUCUGAUCAAAAUGCUGCCCAAGCUGGAAAGCAUUCCAGAGCCACAUAAAAACAAUGUAAAGAAUUGCAUCGAGAGGAUAAUCACACAAAAUGCGAACAUAUUUGCCAAACAGUAGUAGCGGUCGGUGCUGUUGCCACAAGUUUACAAUUAGUUAAUAAUACGUGUGAAUAAAAUACAAACACAUGAAGACUAUAAAAAUAUUCUUUAUAUACAAACGUAGCUAUAUAAACGUAGUUAUUGAGUUUUGUAUUCUAAAACAUUGAAGUUUAUUUAAUUUAAGUGAGUGCACUUUCUUUUGAAGAGUCAACGCAUUUUUUACAAACGAAUGUACGGCAUUUGCUAGAAUAGUUUGUUUACGAAUAUCAUAUGUAAUAAGAUAUUUACGAUUUUGAAACGUAUUUUAGUUUAAGUUUUGCAUAUAAAGUGUGCAUAUAUAUGUGUACAACAGUUGUCCAAAAAAUAAUAGUAGGGCGAUAUUUUGAUUUGAGUUUUGGCUAUUUGUCUAUUAUUUAUUUAAUGUUUAU
This is a messenger RNA of Rhagoletis zephyria (snowberry fruit fly), 2907 nucleotides long. Its product is annotated as homeobox protein 10-like. The record is from RefSeq and is a predicted model, not a curated record. Lineage: Eukaryota; Metazoa; Arthropoda; Insecta; Diptera; Tephritidae.